AUGGAGAAGAUUAAGAGAGCAGCGCAACAGAAAUGCACCCAAAACCUGUAUUCCAUCCUCGCCGGCUAUGGCAGACGUUUGGAGAAGCUGGCGAACGAAACCUUUUCUGAGAACUACCAGGAAUGCAAUGCCUAUCUUCGCCAUAAGAUGACCAUGAUCAGUCCGAAGGUGCUGCGCCAGCACAACAUACCUUACAACAAGAUCACGCAGGAGGCGGGCGAAAUCAUGAUCACAUUUCCCUUCGGGUACCAUGCCGGGUUCAACCAUGGCUUCAACGGCGCCGAGUCGACCAACUUCGCGUCGAAGCGUUGGAUCGAGUACGGCAAGCGGGCUAGUAUUUGCCGAUGCCGCAGCGACAUGGUUAAGAUCUCAAUGGAGACCUUUGUGCGCCGUUUCCAGCCAGAGCGGUACGAUAAUUGGCUGAAAGGUCAGGACAUGGGCUGUCACCCCGAGGAGCCGGGUAAAAUAUGCGCUGCAGCACCGCCCACUUUGAAUGAGUACGAGCAACAGGAAAGCUUACGUGCUGCCAAAUUCAAGGAAGAAUCUCCGCAAAAGCGAGGCUGCUCGCUGGCUGGCAAUGGAUGUGAAGAAAACGCGGAAUCCACCGAGGAUGUCGACGAUAAGGCCAGCGUGAGCAGCUAUAGCAGCUGCCGCCAGCUGCAGCCAGUUGUCAAACUACGCAAACUCCCAACAAUUGCGUCUGUACCUGAACCAUCUUCCGCGCCCAAGAGAUACGACUUCAACACUGAGGCUGUGGUGCGCGUAAAGCGGCUAUGGAAUGAACUGCCCUGUCCCGAUCCCGGGGCCAACCUGCUCACCAACGGUGUAGUAAAGAACACCAAACGUAUGCGCUUCCAGACAAAAGUACUCACACUUGACGACGAGGAUUGAGGAUUCCAGAUGUGGCACUGCUUGCUGGCAGUUUUUUGAUCUCCUUGUUAGAUUUUCGCGCCGCAGCAAUCAAAGAUCUAGUAGUGAUAUUCUUCUGGUAAAUUUUUAUACAUUUUAAGCAGACAUGACGACAUCACAAAGAAGAUAUGUGUGUAUAAUUUAGGAGACAAGCAAAUUCUUGCAAUCAAAUAUGUUCUUGGAUCAAAUAUGUUUAAAUUUUUAAGCUGUAGCUGUAGGACAGACUGCAUUUUUCCGUUCACAUUUUAAUUUAUCAAGUGUCUGUUCCCACCGAAAGAAGUAUUGCAACACAAUUUAAAUCUGAUAAAGCCAAAA
Drosophila mauritiana is the source of this 1224-nucleotide messenger RNA. RefSeq names its product probable lysine-specific demethylase 4A (gene Kdm4A). Gene Ontology annotation, cellular component: nucleus. Lineage: Eukaryota; Metazoa; Arthropoda; Insecta; Diptera; Drosophilidae. Gene Ontology annotation, molecular function: histone H3K36 demethylase activity; histone H3K9 demethylase activity. Gene Ontology annotation, biological process: chromatin remodeling. The transcript is spliced from 3 exons. The coding region runs from base 1 to 891 and encodes 296 amino acids. The record is from RefSeq and is a predicted model, not a curated record.